UUUAGAAUCUGAAAGAUGAACAGCAGACCAAUUGCAAACUGUGUUCAAAGCCUGUCUAUAAAAUGGAGGAAAUUAUUGUUCAGUUUAAAUCGGAUAAAUCUAUCUACCAUAAAUCCUGCUUGCGAUGCAAAGACUGCGGUAGACAAUUAAAGUUUGAUAAUUAUCAGAGUCACGAAGGAGAUUUGUACUGCAGCGUACAUUUAAAGCUACUCUUUGCCCCUAAAGUCGUUCAACAGGCCGAAGAACCAAAGCAAAGCAAAACUGAGUUAAUUAUUCGUGAAAACCAACCAAUUGAGCUGCCUCCGGAUGUUGUUCGUGCAUCGGAUAAGCCCGACCUAGGGCUUGAUGAACUGCAUCAAUUGAACGUUCGUUCGAGAUUUGAACUAUUUGAGAAUGUUGAUCAAAACAAGCUUAGUGAGGACCAACUGAUACUGAACCAACGUCCUGUCAUUAAUCGCAGUAAGUCAGUUCUAGCGAAGUAUCGACCAAAUAAUGUCGAUAUUGAAUGCGGAGCAUCGAACGAAAGCGGCGAUGAACCAGCUGAACAAAAUGAGGAUGUUGACUUGAUACGCUCGAAAAAAAACACUCAAAAAGAGAGGCCUAUUGGUCUGGGCGAUGCCAUGAAUGACAUCAAAACUAGAUUCGAAAAGGGUACAAUGCAGUCCAAGGAAGAACGCCGUGAAGAACGAAAGCAAGAAAUCCAAAGCAUACGUUCUCGCCUCUUCAUGGGCAAACAGGCCAAAAUCAAGGAAAUGUAUCAACAGGCAGUCGCCGAAUCCGAACAGGCUAUCACAUCCAUCGGAAAGCAACCGGAUGUUGAGAUUAGUAAAGCAGCUCGUUUCAUUAAGGAGCGAUUCGAAAAAGGAGAAAUGUUUCACGAUAAGAACAUUGAGUCUACAACAUCUAAUUGCAGUAAUGGUCAUGGCUCAGGGCUGUCGGAGGAUGCUGAUGUUUUUGAAUCUGCUAUAAGUAAAAAGUCACGCAGCAUCUUUAUGGAACUAGACGCGAACGUGGCAUCGAGUCCGCAUUCCAAAUACGAAUUUCAAAGAAGCCAAUCCAUCCGUAUUAACAAAUGCCAGAGUCAAAAUCGAUUGCUUUCCGAGAACUCUGACAUAGAUGUGGUUAAAUGUGAUACAAAAGCGGAGGAUAUCAAAGUGACUACAGCCGAGCUAAGCCAGAAAUUUAAAUUUUUCGAAACGUAUCGUCCUAACGAUGGAGAGAAGCGUCAAUUCCGCAUAACACCACCUCGCGAAGGUGUUGUUAAAAUGCCAUCGCUCGAUUCCGAAACUGAUUCCGAGACGGGCAAGCAGAACUUUUACGACAAUGUGCUACAAAAAACACAGACCACUUCGACAAUGCUGAACAAGUUUCGAGAAAUGGAGCAAAACAAAUCAAUUAAAUCUAACUGCAGAAGUCCCAGGCCUCUUAAAUGUUUUACGCCUCCGCCACUGGAAGAUAGGCAGAACUUUAAUGAUAAAUCCAACAGCGAAGAAGAGGACGAGGAUGACGACGAUGAUGAGAAUGAGUCCGACGAUGAUGACGAAAUCGAACAAGAAAUUGUAAACUUAAGUUCAACUAACAGAGAUGAAGCGCUUAGAGAGGCACACAAUGCAGCUCGCGCAAAGCAAUUGCGCGCCAAGUUUGAAAAAUGGCAGGCAAACGAAAUCAAGCGAGAAAUAAUGGAGGGAUUUGUGGACAUCUACUCAGAAAAAGUGUCGGAUGAUUCAACCAUAGAAAGUGCCAAGGCAAUACGCGAGCGCUUCGAAAAUAUGAAAAAUGUUGAACGCAACUCAACAGUUCGACCCCGGCAUCAGGUUAACCGUUUUGUAUAAUUUGAUUUUUCUUUGCUGGAUACACGUACGAAUUUGGAUUAAAAU
Messenger RNA from Drosophila navojoa, 1877 nucleotides. RefSeq lists its product as uncharacterized. NCBI's taxonomy places the organism in Eukaryota, Metazoa, Arthropoda, Insecta, Diptera, Drosophilidae. The record is from RefSeq and is a predicted model, not a curated record.